Molecule: messenger RNA, 1221 nt
Organism: Colletotrichum karsti
Lineage: Eukaryota; Fungi; Ascomycota; Sordariomycetes; Glomerellales; Glomerellaceae
Product: protein phosphatase methylesterase 1
Exons: 3
Coding region: 1-1221 (406 amino acids)
Biological process (GO): protein demethylation
Molecular function (GO): protein methylesterase activity
Source: RefSeq, a predicted model, not a curated record
AUGAGUGAGUUGCAAAAGGCCUGGGCCAAGAGGAAACUCGACCCGAUGCACCCACUGCCGGAGCCUCUCAACGAUCUCGACGAGGAGCCAGAUCUCGACCAGGUCCCCGAACUGCCUGAGCAACCCGACGAUGGGGAUUCGUCUUCGGCCUCAUCGGCCUCGUCCGCUUCCUCGACAGGCACCGUCAUCCCGUCGCCCAGCCAGAACCUGUUCGCUCGACCUCAAGGUGUGCCGCGGGGCCGCACGCUGGAACAGAUUCCCUGGACCACCUACUUCGAGCGCGAGCUCUUUCUGAAGCCCGGAGGCGACGGUGACGGUUCCGUCACGUAUCACGCGUACCUCAAUUCCCCCGUCGACAAAGGUCCCUUGUUUGUCAUGCACCACGGCGCCGGUUCCUCGGGACUCUCCUUCGCCGCCCUGUCGUCCGAAAUCCGGAAGCGCCUUCCUUCGGCCGGCAUCCUAUCGCCCGAUGCGCGGGGCCACGGCUCCACCUCCAUCACGGACGGCACCGAGCUGGACCUCAAACUCGACAUCUUGACGGCCGAUCUUUUCAGCGUCAUCCAGUUGACUAAAGCCCAGAUGGGCUGGCGGGAGCUGCCUCCGAUCGUGCUCAUUGGCCACUCUCUCGGCGGUGCUGUCGUGACUGACCUCGCCAAGUCGGCCAAGUUGGGCAAUUCGCUGCUGGGCUAUGGGGUGCUUGAUGUGGUGGAGGGCUCGGCCAUGGAUGCGUUGCAGAGCAUGCUGACGUACCUUUCAACGCGGCCGAGUGGUUUCGCAAGCCUGCAGGCCGGUAUCGAUUGGCACAUCCGCUCGCGGACCGUCCGCAAUUCGGUCUCAGCCCGGACGUCAGUACCGGCUCUGCUGGUGUUUGAUGACCAAACGGAUCCCACGCGGCCGUGGCGAUGGAGGACAGAUCUUUCAGCCACACAACCGUUCUGGGAGGGCUGGUUUGUCGGGCUAAGCAAGAAGUUCCUCGAGGCCAGGGGAGGGAAACUGCUUCUCCUAGCGGGGACGGACAGGCUGGACACGGAGCUGACCAUUGGUCAGAUGCAAGGAAAAUACGCACUUCAAGUAUUCCCCGAGGCAGGCCAUUUCAUCCACGAAGACCUACCGGAGAAAACAGCGUUGGCGGUUGUGGACUUUUACAGACGGAACGACAGGACCGCGCUGGUGCUGCCGCCCAAAGUUGGCGAUUUGCUAAAGCAAGGGAAGAGGGUCUAG